This is a messenger RNA of Syngnathus typhle (broad-nosed pipefish), 2109 nucleotides long. RefSeq names its product FAM20A golgi associated secretory pathway pseudokinase (gene fam20a). The transcript has 11 exons. The coding region runs from base 176 to 1756 and encodes 526 amino acids. Gene Ontology annotation, molecular function: protein serine/threonine kinase activator activity. The record is from RefSeq and is a predicted model, not a curated record. Gene Ontology annotation, cellular component: Golgi apparatus. NCBI's taxonomy places the organism in Eukaryota, Metazoa, Chordata, Actinopteri, Syngnathiformes, Syngnathidae.
UCCCUCCCACCCUCCCUCACUCUCAGUGCAGCAGUUCACGGGAAACGAUCCAGCUGUGGGCGACUUUUACCAAUACACGCUCACUGCUCCUCUCAGUUCUUCAGCGACUGCGCCAGAGAUGCCUCGCCCACCCCGGUGAGAGCCCCCGAUUGUUCCUCUUCUUCCCUUUUCAACAAUGAGAAAAGAACGAUUAUUAUUGGCCGUAACCCUCAUCGCCAUCUUCUCCGCUGACCUCUACUUCAUCCUCCUGCCUAAGCUACGCAACGUUGAAGGAUUGGGACAGUUUUGCUCGUGUCGCCGUGGCAACUUCAUCUUCCCCGCUCGGUUCUCCAUCUGGACUUCUGUCCCGCUCCAGGAUGUGUACGCUUCUGGACUCCCCAAUGGGGGUUCUAAACUUGACAGCUUGUUCGCCCAUCCUUUGUAUAACAUCCAGAACCCGACGCUGGAAGCAGAGGAGAGGUUGCUCCAGGUGGAGCUCCUGAUGAAUUACUACAGGAAGAAAAUAUCACGAUGGGAAAGACACAUGAAGUUGUACAACGAAGCCGCGUCGACCUCCAACAUCACCAUGACCCAACACCGAGUGGACUUUGACGUCGACGCUAGCUGGCUCAAGUUCCACACGGGAAUUAGUCGCCAUGCUCUGUACUCCCGUCAUGACCCUGCCGUCACGCGGCUGCUCGCGGACAUGCGGGACAUGAUGGUGGUCAACGCAGAUUACACUCAAGAUGAGAAGGCCCUGAAAGGAGCGUGUGAUUGCAGCCAAGUGGUGAAGCCCAGUGGGCACCACCUGAAACUGGCGCUGAAGAUGCAGAACUUUGGCAAGGCCAUGUUCAAGCCAAUGAGGCAGGAGAGAGACGAGGAGACUCCAGAUGACGUCUUUUUCUUUGUGGAUGUCCAGAGACACAAUGCAGAGAUUGCUGCCUUUCACUUGGACAGGAUCUUGGACUUUCGAAGAGUUCCACCGGUGGUUGGCAGGUAUCUGAACCUUACAGGCGAAGUGCUCCAAGUGACCCGAAAUGAUGACCUACGGGCUGUUUUCUUCACCUCACCUGCAAACAACACUUGCUUUUUCUCCAAAUGCCUGUACACAUGCAAGACAGAAUACGCAGUUUGUGGACACCCCGACCUCCUGGAAGGUUCUUUGUCCGCCUACCUGCCCAGCCUCAGCAUCGCUCCCCGUAUCUCCAUCCCCAACCCUUGGAUACGCUCCUACACUUUCACCGGCCAGGAAGAAUGGCAGGUGAAUCCAUCCUACUGCGACAACAUAAAGAAGCUUUAUCCUUACAACUCAGGCAACCGGCUCCUCAACAUAAUCGACAUGGCCGUCUUUGACUUUCUUAUAGGCAACAUGGACAGACACCACUAUGAGAUUUUCACCAAAUUUGGCGAUGAAGGAUUUCUUCUUCACUUGGAUAACGCCAGAGGAUUUGGGAAGCACAGUCAAGAUGAGAUGUCCAUCCUUGCGCCACUCUCUCAGUGCUGCAUAAUAAAGCGGUCCACUCUCCUGCGGCUCCAGCUCUUGGCCCAACCGCAGUUCAGACUGAGCGACAUGAUGAGGGAGUCUCUGCUAAAAGACCACCUGCGGCCCAUCCUAACAGACCCGCAUCUCUCAGCCCUGGAUCGCCGCCUCGUGAAGAUCCUGCGAGCGGUCCAGCGUUGCACGCGCAAGCUGGGUUCCGACCAGGUCAUCACCAAUGACUUCAUCGGAGCUACGGUGAAGCCUCGGGCCAACGCAGAGAGCAAAAAGGCCAGGUAGCAGCAGACGGUGGCAGUCAACUCUGCUCCUUAAGACUUCAUGAUGAAGUGCAGUCGUUUCGAUUUUAAUGGAACAAGCCAGGAAUCAAUACUAGAUGCUGUGAAAGCUCCAGUGAGGGAAUCUGAGGAGGUUCCGCGUGAAAGGCAUCCAUCUGCGCAUUAUUGACAAGCCUGUUGUUGCACAUAAGCACAUGAAUGUUAACAAAAACAGCGCACAUUAAAUAUAAAGUUCGCUAAAGACAAACAGGGUAGACGUUUUAAGACUCAAUGUCUCCCUCUAGCGGCUUGAGUUGAAAAUAUUUUCAUAAAGGCACCCCAUGAAUAACACACAAAAUAAAACCCGCUUGAGUCAGA